CUGCAGCACAAAAUGCAGGUGGCGAGGGUGGCAUCAAAACUCCCACAGUCUCCUCCCAGACCCCACGGACCCCUGGCACUUCGCGGUAUGAUACCUUUAGGGAUAAGGAGAGGAAGAUCGGCCACAGGAGAGUGGGAGAAGGAGGUAUCGUUACAUACAAAAAAAUUGGGACUUCACAACUUAUGGCAUCAAUCCAGCUGGGUAUCCAACAAGCAGUAGGGAGCCUGGCAAGCAAGCCUGAUCUGGAUGUUUUAAUCCAGGAUUUUUAUGUUGUAGAAACUAUUUUUUUUCCUUCUGUUGGUUCUCAGUCAACACCAGCUCAUCAGUUUUCUGAGUUUAGAUUCAAAGUGUAUGCACCCAUAGCAUUUAGACAUUUUAGAGAUCUGUUUAAAAUUCAACCAGAAGACUAUCUUGUUUCACUGUGCAGCGAGCCUCUUCGGGAACUAAGUAAUCCUGCGAGUGGCAGCAUAUUUUAUUUAACAAAUGAUGAUGAGUUUAUCAUCAAGACAGUGCAGCACAAGGAGGCAGAGUUCCUUCAAAAGUUAUUGCCAGGAUAUUAUAUGGUAAGAUUGGUAUUCUUCUGUUUCUCUUCUCUCUUCCUUUUUUGCUUCCUUUAUUUCAUUCUCCAUCUUAGAUUUAUCCCUAUUAUAUUGGCACACAGCAUAAGAUAUGAAAAAGUGACCAGGAUCAUAAUUGGUGUUAUAAAUCUGAACAGAAUCCUAGAACAUUUUACCAAAACAAGAGGUCCCAAAGUUUUGCGUGUGGGUUACAUUGUCAGCCAGUUCGCCAUCAUAAGAUUAACCCAAGCUACCAGUGAUAUGAACACAGUAUGCGAUCUGGAACCUUCGCAUCAGACCUUGAGAGACAAUAAGAGAAUUUUCAAUAUGAUUCCAGAAUUUUUGUGUUACUUGUUAGCAUCUUGUAAUGCCAAGAAUAUUAGGUUGAUAACAAUGAACAACUUACUUCCGUCAUCAAUAAAGAUGCAUCAGAAAUAUGAUCUAAAAGGUUCUACGUACAAAAGAAAGAAGGUGAUGGCUAAGAAUCCUAUAUCCCAAUUUGGAAUUUGUUACAUGGAAGCUAGUAAGUAUGAACGAAGCAAAGAAUCCCCAACAUUUAAGGACUUGGACUUUAUGGAGCACCAUCCUGAAGGUAUUCUACUAGAAGCAGAACCUACAAAGCUCUUGAAAUAUUCUUUUGUUGAUUUGAAUAAUGUAUUAAACUUAGACAUGAAUGGAUGGCAUGUGCAUGGUUGCCAUGCCCUUUGGGUGUUUAAGCUAGGAAUUGUUUUUACAUAUAGAUGGCUCCACAAGUACCAGGUCACCAGUGAGCCAGUUACAAGAAGUAUUAACAUCUUUCAGAUUAUGGACUAUUCCUUAUUGGUGGGCAUUCAUAAUUUAGAUCUUGCAGCCAGAAAGAAGGCACAAGACAAAGAGAAAAAAUUAAAUGGCGGAGAUGGUGGGCCAGCAGAAGAUGGGAGUGGAGAGGUGGAAGGAGAAGGGACUGGCCUGACCCGAUCCCGCUCAAUCAAUCGACACAAACUUGUAGCCCACUCAACUGCCAUGGAAUCCAUCCAAGCAGAUUCUGAUCCAAUAGAUGAGGAGGACCAUGUCCCGCCUGGAGGCAUUCCAGCAAGAAAUGCAAAAGGAGAACGACUGUUACUCUUCCUUGGUAUCAUUGAUAUUCUGCAGAGUUACCGCUUGAAAAAGAAAUUAGAGCACACAUUCAAGUCCAUGAUUCAUGAUGGGGACACGAUAUCAGUACAUCGACCAAACUUUUAUGCACAGAGGUUUCUGAAGUUUAUGGAAACCACAGUCUUCAAAAAGAUUCCAUCAC
Molecule: messenger RNA, 1833 nt
Organism: Penaeus vannamei (Pacific white shrimp)
Lineage: Eukaryota; Metazoa; Arthropoda; Malacostraca; Decapoda; Penaeidae
Source: RefSeq, a predicted model, not a curated record